Closterium sp. Naga37s-1 is the source of this 3453-nucleotide messenger RNA. The record is from the annotation of a GenBank genome assembly. NCBI's taxonomy places the organism in Eukaryota, Viridiplantae, Streptophyta, Zygnematophyceae, Desmidiales, Closteriaceae.
AUGGAGGGUACGGAUCCUGCGUUCUUGCUACCGCACAUUCAGAACCGGGGAGGUCCGCAAAACGCGCUUUACAGGUUCCGCGGAGUGCGCCAGCGCACGUGGGGGCGGUGGGUGGCGGAAAUCCGCGACCCGGAGCGCAAGGUGCGCCAGUGGCUGGGCUCGUUCGCGAAGGCGGAGGAGGCCGCGCGCGCGUACGACGAGGCGGCGCUGAAGCUUUACGGACCCGACGCGCACCUCAACUUCCCCCCGCCGCGGGAAAGCAAUCCCGCGAAUCGCGCGCAGCGUCACGCCGCGGCGGAGCCGGAUCUGGACGUCGCUCGGGAGAGUUUCGACAGAGAAAUUACCAAGGCUCGUCUUUCAGGGUUGACUGGAUCUGACGGUUUCGCAAGCUUAUCACCGGGGGCGCGGACAGCGCUGGCGCGCAUCAGCCAAGGCAAUCAAUUCGGUCACCAAUACGGUGUUGGCGCUGCUACUAGCAGUGAUGGUGGUGGCGCGGCCAUUAACGGCGUCAGCCACGGUGGCGGAGCUCGGGUUAGUUCUGAGGGCGGUGUGAUUCAACUGCCGGUUCAAGGAGCGGCGGGUCACUUAAUCCAUCCACUCGGGACGACAAUGGCCAUGGCCAUGGCUCCUCGCUCAGCCAGCGUGCCGAGCGGCAGCGCGACGAGCUUCACGGAACCCGCGAGUCCCAGGCGAGUGGGCGUGGAGCUCCCGUUAGAGAAGGCCCACAGCCUCGACGCGCUCCCCUCGUUCCAAUCACAGUCGCCCAGCGUGGGAUUCCAACGGGCGGUCACGGAUCGUGGCGCGAGACUGGCUGGGGAUGGUUCACAGCAAGAAGAGGUGAAGUGGCAGCGGUACCAGCGGAAGCGGAGAGCAGUGGCGGAGGAGCAGAGGGAGAUGAGGGAGCUGGAGGACCUGUUGGAUAAGUACAAGCGGCGGCAGCAGGUGCGGCAGCUGCUGUCCGAGGCUGAUAUCGUCCAUCAGCGGGAGAUGCUUCUGACAGGCCCGGAGGUGCAACCCGUGAUGCAGCAGCAGCAGCAGCUAGCCCCGCAGCCUGGUCCUGGGGCCACUCGCGAAGGUGCAAUCAUCAGAAGUGCUGCUAACGCCAGUUUCGCAACACUCACCUCCAUGGCAAAGUACGGCGAGGGCGACAACCGUUGGAUCGUGCAGGAUCGAGCGGACGGCGCGAACGUGCACAACUGGCACUGGGCGGAGAAGGACUGCAUGGAAUGGUCGCGGCGGCGCCUGGGGGAGCUGAUUGGCGGGCUGACGGUGCUGGAAGGGGAAGGCGGGUGCUGGAUCCGCACGGGAGCGAUUGAAAAGGUGGAUGGCGAGGCGUAUGUGAACAUUCGGAAGGGGAAGAUCAUUCCCGGCUACGAGCUUCACGUCCGUCUCGGCUGGGAGGGCGAGGUCAAGGACUCCGCCGACGCUCAGCCCGCCGCGUCCGUUAAAGGCUUCGUGGAACUGCCUUAUAUCGCGGACGAGAACCACGACGAGGAUCCCGAGGUGAAGAUUGCCCUGGCCACGGAAUCCGCAGAAGGAAACGGUGGAGGGUCGGCAGCAGCCAAUAGGCUGCGAGAUGCGAUGCUGGCGCGAGGCAAGCCGCUUAUUCUGGAGAGAAUCCGCACGUUCGUUAAAGACAUCCAGGCUGGUGGUCCCGCCAGGGACGAGUUAGAAAAGGCUAAGGUAGUGAAACCAGCAGCGGCGGCGUCAACAGCAGCACCAGCAGCAGCGCCAGCAGCAUCAGGAGCAGGAGCAGCAGCAGCAGCAGCGGCGGCAGGAGCAGGGUCUGCGCCUGCUGCUGCUAAAACCACCGCGAGCACAGCCCCAACCAGCAAGAGCAAGAAAGAGAGCAGCAGCAGCAGCGGAGCUGGGAAGAAGUCGAUUGCCAUCACCCAGAGGUUCCACUGCCGGCCGUCGGAUCUGUACGAGACGCUGAUGGAUGAGAAGCGGUGGAUGGCUUUCACUCAGUCCAAGGCGAAACUGUCGCGGGACAUAGGGGGUACCUUUUCGUUGUUUGAUGGGUCCGUGACAGGUGUCAACCAGCGGUUGGACGAGAACAAGCUGAUUAUGCAAAAGUGGCGGUUCAGCAGCUGGCCCGAUGGGCAUUACUCCACGGUGUGCAUAACCUUUGAGGAGCCUCAAGUGGGUGACACCAUUCUGCGGCUCACACAAACCAACGUGCCUGAAGAGGACAGGCCUGGUGUGAAGGAUGAGGGCUCUGUCGCUGCCACGUUAGCAACCAGGCCUCCAGCUGACAGCAACAGUGCUGUUGCGGACCCUGCUGCUGCUGGCGCAAGUGAAAGUAACACUGGCGACAAAGUCAGCGGGGUCAGUGAGAGCAGCAGUAGUGCUGACAGCGACACGUGGGAGGCUCGGAUUCGCGCGCUGGAAGAACAGCUAGAAAAAGCGAACGUGGAAACUGCGUUCCUGAAAGCGCGGAACACGGAGCUGCAGGCUCGGCUGUUAGCUAAGGAUAACGAGGUGCGCCCUCAAGUGGUGAAAACCAGACUGCCUGUCUCAACCGCAGCAGCAAAGUCAGCGGGAGAAGCGGAGAUGAGAGGAGGAACGGGAGGGAUUGGCGGUGUUGGCGUGGAAGGGAGAGGCAGCAGCAGUAGCGGGGGUUCUGUUGAGCAAAGCAGCAGUGGCAGCAAGAGCAGCAGCGGUGGGGAUGCUGGUAAAAACGACAGCAGUAGCGGCAGAAGCAGUGGCGUCAGCGGUGACGAGGAGAGUGGGAGAGAGGACGCGGUGACAGGCAGAGGAGGGCAAUGGAGUACAGUUGAGGAUGGUGUUAGCAGCAGCGAUCACAACAAUAGUGGGAUGCCGUUGGAGUUGCAGCUGGCAGCAGCUCACGCGAGGAUAGCUGUACUGGAGAGGCUACUCAAGGCCCGUGCCAAUCAGUCUCCUCUCCCCCGCCUCCCCUCCGCCUCCUCCCCGUGGAAGCCCAUCCCCCGCCCGCCCAUGCCGUCCCCCGCCUCCCAAGCGCCUGCGCAAUCCAAACCCUAUGUUCCGAGCCGUGUAAAGCAAGAGCCUAGAGACAGCAGCGGUGGGCUACAGCACACGGGCGUGGUGCAGCACACGGGCGUGGUGCAGCACACGGGCCUGGUGCAGCAUGAGGGGCGGAGAGACGAGGGCUUGUCCGUGAAUUCGCAGUCAGGUCUGGGAGGCUAUGCCGGGAUGAACACUGGGAUGGGGAACGCGGCUGCUGAGGGGGGUAUUGGAAUGGGUACGGGAGUGAUUAGUGGGGUGGAUGCGGAGGUGGGUACAGAGGCGGUGGCGGAGGGAGGGGUGGUGCUGGUGGUGCGGCCGUGGGACAGUGAGGGCGUGGCACGUCUACAGCAGGAGCUGGCAGAGGCAAAGGCGGUGCAGCAGGCAACAGCGGGGAAGCUCAAGGCGGUUGAGCAGCAGCUGGGAAGACUCUCUGCCGUGCGAGAGGAGGUGAGCUUAGUAUCUUAG